Nasonia vitripennis (jewel wasp) is the source of this 8516-nucleotide messenger RNA. It is a transcript of the gene Rme-8, whose product is annotated as dnaJ homolog subfamily C member 13. Bases 361 to 7068 code for a protein of 2235 amino acids. Lineage: Eukaryota; Metazoa; Arthropoda; Insecta; Hymenoptera; Pteromalidae. The transcript is spliced from 18 exons. Gene Ontology annotation, cellular component: endosome membrane. The record is from RefSeq and is a predicted model, not a curated record. Gene Ontology annotation, biological process: receptor-mediated endocytosis; regulation of early endosome to late endosome transport; endosome organization.
ACUGAUGCAAGUUAGCCAGAGCAAUCAUGGCCGCUCCCUUGGCAAAAGUGCCGUGUAGAACGUGACAAACGCGCGGUAAACCGAGUACUCGGGCGAAAUUCCGUCAAUAGGCAUAGAUAAACAGGACUGUACGCGAACGCGGUUCCAGCUGUACACUCCUCACCUAUCUCCUCGCAAACUCAGAUGGUCCUUUGCUCGUUCGCAGUUCGUUCGCACUUAGAGGCCCGCCGGGAUUCGCCAACUGAGUCUACAAACUUACUCGCUGUCAAUAGAUGGAAAUAAUUCCGGCUAAUUCUAUAAGGUAGACAUUAGCCUAAGCACUUCGUAGUUAGACCGGUAAAUGCACCACGACGUGAAACAAUGAUGCCUAUAAAGGACAACCAGGAUGUGGCAUGCUUUCUGGUCACCAAACACUCGUGGAAGGGAAAAUAUAAACGAAUAUUCUCCAUUGGUUCCAUGGGCAUUACAACAUACAAUCCCAGCACAUUGGAAGUCACAAACAAAUGGGAGUAUGCUGACUUUAUAAGCGUACAACCGACUAAUAAAAAUCAAGUUGGCUCGCAUGAGUUUAGUAUCACUAUGCGCAAAGAGAGGAAAAUUGAAACAAUGAAAUUCAGUUCAGAGUAUAGAUCGCACUUGCUCACAGAAGCCUUAAGAUAUAGAAGCCAAUUUGCAGAAAAACCAAAAGAAGUUUUGAGAUUUCCAGCUUAUAAACAUCAUUGGUCUGAUACAAGAUUACCAGUUGUGCUUGAGGUUACUCCUUACAGUCUUGAUCAAUUAGAUCCAGCUACUAAUAUGGUCUUAGCCAGCUAUUAUUACAAAGAUUUCGAAGGCCUUGUGACUGUAAAAGACUACACAAAUGGAUUUGUGGUAGUUUGUGGUGGCUUUGGACGCUUACAUUUAUUUGCCUCUCAAUACAUAGACGAAAUUAAAAAGAAAUUAGUAGAAUCUGCAAUGAACAACUUGGCUAUAAUGAUAAGAGUCCCAAAAGAGUCCAUAAAACUUGAUGACUUUGUUGCUCAGCGACUUGGAAAGUUUAGUGGAGAUGAACAUAUUACGAGUGUUUCUGAAUUUACUGUACAUAAAAAUUCUUCAAGGCACCUUGAACCUCAGCGUAGAACUCUUUGUCUCUCAGACACUUGCUUGCUAGAAAGAGAUCCACAAACUUAUAAUAUUUGCACUUUGAGACCAUUGUCUGAUAUUUUUGCAUUAGUUCGUGAUAACCAAAACCCACAAUUAUUUAUAAUUCAGUACAUCAAUGGAGAAAUGCGUAGUUAUAUAGCGACAGACAGAGACUCAUUAUUAGCUUCAUUAUUGGAUGGUGUAAGAGCUUCUGGUAACAGAGAUGUGCAUAUAAAAAUGUAUCCCAUAGCAAGGGGUAAGAGAUUAGGUCCUUUGUGUUUGCCAGUGGAUGAAGAAGCUGAAACGUCACACGUGAAAUUUCUCCAACAACCACCUGGUGGGCGUGCAUUUGCUGAAAUCUUAGAAAGGUUCAAUGCAAACAUUCCUUACAGUGGCCUUUUAUAUUCCGUCACACAAGACGGGCUUUUCACUGAAAAUAAAGAUAAAAUUAUACUUGGAGCUUUGAAUGCUGUAGUUGGUAAGGAACUUGAAACAGAUUUUGAAAUUGAGGCACAGUUUCACGCUUUAAGAAGGUUGGUUGCCAGUAAAGUGGGAUUCACAGCAUUUACAAACUUGCCAGGCUUUCGCGAAGCUAUCGGUAAUAAAGUUGUGAAAGCUUUGAGAAGACAAAAUACUGGUGUAACACAAGCUGCUAUUGAUUGCAUCUGCGCUCUCAUGCAACCUAUGCAUGAUGACUGUGAUUUGAGGCAGGAGCAAUUAAAUAAAAGCAGCUUAUUAAGUAGUAAUAAGUUUUUAGAGAGUUUAUUAGAAAUGUGGAUCAAUCAUGUAAAUCACGGAACAGGAGCUCUAGUAGUAUCUGCAAUGUUGGAUCUUUUAACUUUUGCUUUGUGUGUACCUUAUAGUGAAACAACAGAUGGAAAACACUUUGAUAAUUUGUUGGAGAUGGUAGCAGCAAGAGGAAGAUCUCUCUUUAAGUUAUUUCAACAUCCAUCUUUAGCCAUUGUUAAGGGUGCUGGCUUAAUCAUGAGAGCCAUUAUUGAAGAAGGAGCACAAGAAGUAUCAGCUAAAAUGCAAGAGCUGGCUCUUGCCGAAGGUGCCUUGCCUAGGCACCUUCUUAACAGUUUAUUUACAACAGGUACCGAUGGUAGAUUGUUGACUCAUAGGCAAUUAUGCCGACAUCUUGUUGGACUUUGGGUGACAGGUCAUCCAACGGCUAUGGCGUUAUUAAAAAGAAUUAUGCCUAUUGGAUUAUUGAACUAUCUUGAAUCUGAUGAAAAAAUACCAGACUCAUUUAAAGAAGAAGAAAGACUUGAUUACCGUGAUAAUCUCAAAAUAGCUAGCGAUCAUGCUGCAAGAAACAAAAAAAGUCCUCAGUGGAUAGCCAUUGAAAGGCAAAUGAGAGUUGUAGAAAAACAUUUAGAGAAUGCUUUAGAGCAUUGGGGAGCUAAAGUCGGUAUUGAGAGGAGAGAAAAAAUUAAAGAAAGACCAAUUGUUCUCAGAAAACGCAGAGAAAGAGUAAAGUCUGAAGCUAAUUGGAAACUUUUUUAUUAUAAAUUUAGCCAAGAUCAUGCUCUUCCCAAUUUAAUCUGGAAUCAUAAAACACGAGAGGAAUUACGAACGGCUUUAGAAAACGAAAUAAGAGCGUUUUCUUCUGACAAAGAUUUAUCGGGUGGAACUCUGAUCGCGUGGAAUCAUCGCGAAUUUGAAGUACAGUAUCAAUGUUUAUCGGACGAAGUCAAAAUAGGCGAUUACUACCUCAGGUUAUUACUAGAAAAAGACUCUCCAGACAGUCCUAUAAGAAAAUCGUAUGAAUUUUUUAAUGAUUUGUAUCAUCGAUUUUUAUUGACGACAAAAGUAGAUAUGAAGUGCCUUUGUUUGCAAGCUAUGACCAUUGUUUAUGGAAGAUACUUUGAAGAUAUCGGCCCUUUUUCCGAUACAAAAUACAUUGUAGGAAUGUUAGAACGUUGUAUCGACAGAACGGAACGGGAUCGGCUUGUAAUGUUUAUCGACAAACUUAUAUUACAUAGAAGAAAUGUUAAGGACAUUAUGGAUCAAAAUGGCGUAAGGACUCUUGUAGACUUACUAACUUUGGCGCAUUUACAUACAUCUAGAGCUGUUGUUCCAACUCAGACCAAUGUAAUAGAAGCCGGUCCCAAUCAAGGAAUUAUAAUGGAAAAAGAAUGGUAUUAUAAUGACGGGGAUAAGCGUAAAGGGCCUAUCAGUGUUAAAGAUUUGAAAGACUUGUAUGUAUCAAAUCAAAUAUCACAUAAAACAAAAGUAUGGGCUCAAGGACUGGACAGUUGGAGAGUAUUAUCUCAAGUGCCCCAAUUGAAAUGGUCACUGGUAGCAAAAGGAUCCGCCGUAAUUAACGAGAGCGAUUUGGCAACUUUGAUUUUAAAUAUCUUAAUAAAAAUGUGCGAGUACUUUCCGAGUCGAGAUUCGGAUAAUGCAGUAAUACGACCUUUACCUCGAGUCAAGCGACUUCUAUCAGAUCUCCAGUGUCUACCGCACAUUGUUCAGUUGCUGCUUACUUUUGAUCCAGUUUUGGUAGAAAGAGUUUCUAUGCUGUUGUGUGAAAUUAUGAGGGAUAAUCCAGAAAUUUCCAAAGUUUACUUAACGGGCGUUUUCUAUUUCAUCCUCAUGUAUACGGGUUCUAAUGUCUUACCAGUAGCAAGGUUCCUUCAAUUGACUCAUACCAAACAAGCCUUUAGAGGCGAUGACAAUACGCCAUCUGAUAUCAUGCAAAAAAGUAUCCUUGGACAACUUUUACCAGAUGCUAUGAUCAGUUACUUGGAAAAUCAUGGAGCUGAGAAAUUCGCACAAAUUUUCCUUGGUGAUUUCGAUACACCUGAAGCAAUAUGGAAUGCCGAAAUGCGCAGAAUGCUUAUUGAAAAAAUAGCUGCACACAUUGCGGAUUUCUCACCUAAAUUGAGAAGUCAUACUAUGUCCAGAUAUCAAUACAUACCCAUACCUGCUGUAAGGUAUCCGCAAUUGGAGAAAGAACUGUUCUGUCAAAUAUUUUAUUUGCGUCAUCUUUGUGACACCGUAAAGUUUCCUCAGUGGCCUAUACCAGAGCCUGUUCAAUUAUUAAAAGAUGUCUUAGAAGCUUGGAAGAAGGAAGUUGAAAAGAAACCUCCUAUAAUGACUGUUGAUGAAGCCUACGUAACUUUGGGAUUAAAAGGUGGUCAGCAUCAUGAUGAAGCUAUAGUGAGAAAAUCUUACUACAAACUGGCACAAAUGUAUCAUCCUGACAAAAAUCCUCAAGGCAGAGACAAAUUCGAAGCUGUUAAUCAAGCUUAUGAAUUCCUCUGCAGCAGAUGUUGUUGGUCAGCCGAUGGACCAAAUCCAGAUAACAUCGUUCUUAUACUAAAAACACAAAGCAUACUGUUUCAUAGAUACAAGGAUGAACUUGCUCCUUACAAAUAUGCAGGUUACCCACAGCUAAUAAAAACUGUUAAACUUGAAACCGACGACGAGCGUUUAUUUUCAAAAGCAGCACCACUUCUUUCUGCUGCCAGUGAGUUAGCAUAUCACACAGUUCAUUGCUCUGCUCUUAACGCUGAGGAGUUGAGAAGAGAAGGUGGUUUAGAUGUUCUAUUAGAAGCAUACACAAGAUGCGUAUCUGUCCUGAAUAAAUCAAGCAAAGCUAACGAUGUGGCUGUUCAAGUUUGUACACAUAUAACCAGAUGUUUUGCUGUUGCUGGUUCAUUCAGAGGCUGCAGAGAUAGGAUUGUCGAACUCCCGCAGUUGAUAAAGGAUUUGUGUAGAGUUCUACAUUUCAGGCGUUUAACGAAGCUGUGCUCCGUGGCAACGGAAUGUGUAUCAUCGCUCGCGACUGACAGUGUUCUUCAAAUGCAGCUUUUACAAUCGGGAGCUUUAUGGUACCUAUUGCUCUUUAUGUUCAACUAUGAUUAUACUUUAGAAGAGGGCGGAGUAGAAAGAAAUCAGGACGAAAACAGACAAGAAGUUGCUAAUAAUUUAGCGAAACAAGCAGUAAGAGCUUGCGCUAGACUCGGAGGUUACAUGAAAGGUGAACAUGAGACACCCUACAAUCCAGUGACAGUAGCGGCUCUGGAAAGCUUGCUAACACCUUAUUUAGCCAGACAACUUGCUAACGAUAAACCGGAAGAAAUUCUUAAAAUAUUGAAUUCUAAUUGUUCUAAUCCGUAUUUGAUUUGGGAUAACGGUACAAGAGCCGAAUUGACAGAAUACCUUGAGGGUAAACUUCAGGAAAAAUUGGACGGAAAUAGUAAUUUCGAACAUGACUUUACCGACUUUAAUUACACAUCGCACAAAGGAGAACUUGUUAUUGGCGAAAUAUUUGUCAAAAUAUUCAACGAACAACCUACUUUCCCUAUAGAGAAUCCAAAAGGAUUUACAAUAGAUUUGUUAGAUUUCUUGAAAAGAUCUGCAGAUUAUGUUGCCUCUUUACACAGCAACAUCACGUUGACAAAGAAAGAUCACGAGAAUUUAAAAUGUAUUGUUAUGUCUUUAGAGGCUUUAACAAAUAUCAUCAAGAAUAAUCCUGGCGUGGAAAUUCAAUGUAUUGGACACUUUAAGCUCCUGUUCAGUUUAACAAGUUGCAGUAAUUUCAAACCCAUACAAAAAGCUGCUCUGCAAGUAAUCAACAAUGUAACAAAGAAUCAAGAAUGUGUCAAUGACAUAGCAGCUAAUGAAGUUAUUUUGCACUUAUUAUUAUGCUUGAACAGUCUGAAAGAUAGUCAGUUAUUGAUACUGGAGACACUUUAUGCUCUCAUGAGUACUACGAAAAUUGUCAAGGAUGCUUUGAAUAAAGGGGCAGUAAUUUACGUUCUUGAUCUUUUUUGCAAUUCAACUAACUUGCAAAUUCGCGAAACUGCUGCAGAAUUAUUAGCAAAAAUGUCAUCUGAUAAAUUAGCUGGUCCAAAAGUUAAGCUUGAUCUGUCCAAAUUUUUGCCGAGAUUGUUUAGUGAGGCUAUUCGCGAUGCUCCAAAACAAUGUGUACAGAUGUUUGAAACUAGACAAGAGAAUCCUGAAUUGAUUUGGGAUGACGAUACAAAAGCUAAAGUUUCUAGAAUAGUGGCUGAUCUUAAAGACGAAUACUACAAUUUACAAUGUCAAAAUGCUAAUGCUACUCUUAAACUUCCUGACACUCAAAAUAAUGUUGAUACUGUAACUAAUGAACCAGUAGUAGGUGGCGUUUACCUGAGAUUAUUCAUAUCUAGUCCUGCAUGGGCCCUCAGAAAGCCAAAAGAAUUUUUGAGUGAAUUAAUGGAUACUACUUUAACUUUAAUGUCUAAAGAAAAGACUGAUUUCGAUAUGUUAGAACUAGCUACCCAAGCUCUUGUAUGCUUGUUGCAAGCUCAGCCAACUUUAGCAGAUCAGGUACCUUCUUUGGGACAUAUACCAAGACUAUGUAGACAAAUGGCUGUGCAAAAUAGUCAACCACCCGUUUACAAAUCUGCAAUCUUAAUACUUCACCAACUUGCAACUAGUGAAAUUUGCAUAUCUUCAAUUUGCCAAACAGAAUGUAUUAGUCCACUGAAGCAUGCAAUGCAAUCAAGAAAAGAUAUGAUAGCAGUGGCAUGUGAAACAUUAAACAGGCUAUUUUCAACCAAUGAAGAUAGGCUCAUUAAACAGGCUUUGGAAGCAGAAAUGGUUCCAUAUCUAUUAAAUAUUUUGGAAGGCCGCUUGGAUAUCCUUGAAAAUCCUGCAACUACCAAGGCACAAAUAGUUAAAGCCUUGAAAGCCAUGACAAGAAGCUUUACUCUUGGUGAAAAAGUCAGUGCUAUACUUGAAAAGUCUAGUAUAUGGUCAGAAUAUAAAGAUCAAAGGCAUGAUUUGUUUAUUUCAAAUACAUCGAUGAGUGGCUACCUUACAGGUACAUUUUCUGGUACACCUGUGUCGGCUGGUUACUUAACAGCAGGGCCAAGUGCUUCAAUCCCAACUGGACCACCACCAGUAGACAAAGAAGAAAGCAUUGUAAAUAGAAAGGACAGCAUCUGAUACAGGUAGCAACUGAAAGGUAUUCUCCAAACAGUAAAAGUUCUCACCAUUGACACUAAUGACAGUUCAAUGUUUUGGUGCAGCAAAACUACUUUAUCUGUGAUUUAAAUAACUUUUAAAAUAUGAACAAAGGUGUUCAUUUGAAAUUUCUUCCUAAUAUUGAGUUUUUCAAAGCUAUAUAGUUGGUCUUUGAAUUAAAAAAAAACAUAAUAGUUAGUAUUUUUUUUUCAGUAACAGAAAUAGUACAUAUUUUACUUACAAACUUGAAGUUUGAAGUUAUAUACAUAUUCUAAAUACAAUAUCAUAUUAAUUUGUCGAUUAACUUAUUUCUUUUUGACAAAUUUUUGAUAAACUCUGCACAUACCCAAAAAUUGAUUUUUGAAGACGCCAACCAACAUAUUUACAUAACGUCUGCAAUGAAAUCAAAAAUCAAUACAUCGAGAACAAUGACUUAAAGUAGUCAUUAGGGUUCAAGUUAUACUGUGAUAACAGGAUUGCACAGUAAAGUGGAUCAUGCAUGAGCUUGUAUGCUCUCUGUAAUUAUAACUGUGAAGAAAUAAUGGAGCUUGAACGAAAACAUUUAUUUUGGAUCAGUAAAGUUCAAUGAAUAUUUAUUUCUAUAAACAGAUUUAUUUCUGUAAAUGAUUAUACUAAAUAUCUUUUUCUGUUUUAUCAUCAUCAUUAUUAUUAUUAUUAUUAUUAUUAUUAUUAUUAUUAUUAUUAUUAUUAUUAUUGUAGUAUAUAAGUCUUAAAAGUAUUUUGAUAUGAUAUGAAGUAUGAUCUUGCAUGCACACUGUAUAGGCUUGUAAGAUUGUCAACCUUAUACCGAGUUUUUUUAUAAAUUUAUAUUACAGUUUUAUAAUGAAAUCAAAAAUAAUUUUCUUUGAUUUCCAAUUUAGAUAAACAGCUUUAAAUAUAUUAUUAGUCUGUCGUAUAAAUAAUCUUGUUAUCACACUUCUGAAAUCUUUAUACUCAAAGUUUUAUAAUGAUCCCGUUUUUAUGUAAACGAAAAAAAUGUUAACAUAUUAAAAACUCGGUAUUCAAAGAUUGUAGAGUUCUGGAUAACUGUUUAUGUUGCAAUAUUUACGGAGCUGUCCGCCGAAAAAUGCAAUAUUAAAAAAGAAUUCUAUAAAUUGCCCGUGAAUCAUCUGGAACAAAUGUCCGAUUUAAGUAGGUUCUACUUUUAUACACGAUUUUGCGCGAUCGCAACCUAGCAAAAAAAUAAAUACAAUGUAUAGAUUUGUAGUAUAACUAUACGAUAUAUCAAUAUAAAUAUGAAUAUAAGUAGCAGGGUAUUUAUAAAAAACUUUUGCAACUGUCGUAAAAAAGCUGUAAAUAUUAUAUAUAUAUAUAAAUAUAUGUAUGUAUAUAGGUAUAUAUGAUAUAUACAUAUAUAUGUAUACAUAUUCAUAUAAAAUUACAAUAAAUCACGUUUUUAUAUUUAUUAA